GAAAGCUUUUUUUUUCUUAUUCUUCUCGAGAUUAACGCUCUCCUCCUUUUCUUUUAUUUUUUUCAUUUUUGUAAGAAAUAUUUAAUGUUGUUAAAUCGUCAAACGCAAACUAUAUUCUGGUAAGGUGGGUUUUGUUACGAAAUGGGAAGAUUAUUUGUGAUCAACCUCGAAGGACUGGUUUAUAGCUGCAAGCAUUGUCAGACACAUUUCGCUCUUACUAAUGAUCUUAUCUCUAAGUCAUUUCACUGCAAGCAUGGAAGGGCUUAUCUUUUCGACAAUGUUGUCAAUGUGACUGUUGGAGAGAAGGAGCAUCGCGUAAUGAUGACUGGUUGGCACACUGUUGCUGACAUCUUCUGUGUUAGCUGUGGCUCUCUUGUCGGCUGGAAAUACGAAAUUGCAUACGAGAAGUCUCAGAAGUACAAGGAAGGAAAAUUCAUCAUAGAAAGGUUUAAGGUGCUUGGACCCGAUGGAGGUGGAUACGACGUGGACGAGGACGAGCCUAUGAUUGGAAGCGACGAAGAAUAAGAAAAAUUGGAUUCUCUUUUAAUUUUGCGGCCCCAUGGGAACUACUUUGGCUAGUGGUCAAUCCCUUCUUAUAGACUAUCGGUGACCAGCAAACUCGCUG
Camelina sativa (false flax) is the source of this 625-nucleotide messenger RNA. Its product is annotated as protein yippee-like At3g08990. The record is from RefSeq and is a predicted model, not a curated record. Lineage: Eukaryota; Viridiplantae; Streptophyta; Magnoliopsida; Brassicales; Brassicaceae.